AUGGAGAGCCAACUUGAGAAUGAUAUGAUUAGCAUAUUUACAAAGAGUGUAUCUUCAAAUUUUGAAGAUGUAAAAUAUAGUGAGGAGAAGAUUAAUAAUUUAUAUAAUGAUAGUAAGAAAGAAGAAUAUAUAAAGAUAAUGUUAAAAUUAAUUAUGUAUCCUUAUAAUGAAAGUAAUGAUAAGAAGAAUGUUUAUGAUAAUACUUUAAAUAAGAAUGUAAAAGUUAGUAUGCUGAUUAGUAUAAAGAAUUUUAUAAAGAAGAGUGUACAUAGUAAUUUAGAAAAUAUGGAAUUAAGUAAUGAUGUUUGUAUCUUUAUAAAACAUAUAUGUUUACAUGUAUUAUUAGAUAUAAAUAAUGAAGAUAUAAAAAGUUUACAUAAAUAUUUUUUUGAGAUUUUAUUUAAUUUAUUUAAAUUUAAUAUAUGUGAUGAUUAUGAUUAUUUAUUAUUUUAUAUUAUCAUUCUAUAUAUUAAUGAUUAUAAUUAUAUGGAUCUAGUACAAAUAUUUAAUAAUGAAGAAAAAAAAAAAAAUGCAGAUUCUUUCAAAAUUAUUGAAUGUAUUAUGUUAUAUAUACAAAAUAAAUCUAUCAUAGAAAAUAUUAAUCAACAUAAUUUUUUUCUAGAAUAUAAUAAAAUAAUGCAAAAUCUGGAAACUAUCAAAAAUAUUAUAAUUAAUAGAAACAAUUCUUUAAAUGAUGAUAUAAUUAAUUAUAUUAAUAAUACUAAGAGGAUAUAUAAAUCGGAUGAUAAGUAUAAUUUAUUUAUGUUGAAUGAUCUUCUUUUAUAUAAUAUAUCACAAGGAGAUGGGAUCACCAUGAACAAUAAUAAUAAUAAUAAUAAUAAUAAUAUGCUCAAUAAUAAUCCUCACAAUAAUAAUAAUAAUAGUAAUAAUAAUUUUUAUAGUGACAUUCAAGGAUUAACAUUCAAUUUCAAUUUUCAAGGCAAAGGAACCAUAAGCAAGGACUAUAAUAAUAAUAUAAAAUCUAUUGAUACAAACACAUUAUUUCAUAAUAACCUUAUGAUGAAUAUCUUUUCUAAUAUGGAUUCUAAUCGUUUUAAAAAAAAGUAUAUAGCCUUAAAAAUUAUAAGAAAAAUUUUAAAGAAAUAUAAAAAUAAUGACUAUGUAUCCAAAUAUGAUUUGAAAAUUAUAUUAACACAUAUUGAAUAUCCAAUUACAUUAUAUUUUAUUUAUUUAUAUAACAAAUUAAAUGAAUAUACUAAUUAUAUUAAUUUAAAAUUAAAUACUUCAACAAAUAAUUUUAAUACAUCUAAUAAUAAUGAUAUGAUAAAUAAAGAACUAAAUAGUUGUUUUUAUAAUAUGAAUCAUAUAUUAAUGAAUAUGCAUGUAUUCUUAAAAAUAUUCUACAAUAUUAAUAUGAUAGACUUACCAGAAUAUUAUGAGGAUAAUUUUGAUAUCUUUUUUAAUAUUUUCUAUAAUUUCUUAUUAUAUGAUGAAAAUGUUUUAAAUAAUUAUUAUAACCAUUUGAAUGUCAUGAAAACGGUUAUGAUAGGUGAUGCUGUCACCAUGCAUGGGACUCACAAUAAUAUGAAUAGCAUGAAUAGUAUGAAUAAUAUGAAUAAUAUAAAUAACAUGAAUAGUAUGAAUAAUUUUAGUGUCACCUCAAGUGAUGUAUUAAAAUGUAAAGAUGAUUUUAAUCAGAAUUUAUUAAAGUGCAAAAUAAUGAUUAUAGAUGUUAUAAAAAUAUUAUCUGAAAAUUAUCAAGAUGAAUCCAAAAUGUAUGUAAUCAAAUUAAUAUGUUCAUUAAUACAACUAUUAUAUAAAGAAAAAGAUAAAAUAUUAAUAUGUCACAACUAUAAUUGUUUAUCAUCUAGUAUAAAGUUAAUUCAUCAUAUGACCUUAGAAAAUAAUGAUUUGAAUCCAUAUAAAGAUAAAGUAUUUGUAGAAAAGGUAAUAGAACGUGUAUUAGAUCAUAUACGUUUAAAAAGUAUAGAUAUUGAUGAAAUAUUAGAAGCAGAUCUAGAAUAUUUUAGACAUGAUUUAAAUAAUGUAAAUUCAUUUUCAAUACGUUCCACAUCUAUAUAUUUUUUAAAAACAUUAUGCAAUAAUUAUUUUGACUUAUGUUUUCCAAUUUUAGAAUUUAAAAUACUAACAAAAGAUACAUUAUUAAUGUUGACAUCUGAUGGUGUUCAUAUGAAUAAUAAAACAUCUGAGAAUUUAUUAAACAUGUCAAAUAUAAAUAAUAUGUGUAUUAAUAAGAAUGAUCCAUGUUAUGAGGCUUGUAAUGUUGAAUAUAAGGUUCAAUUAAUAACUUGUUUAAAUCAUUCUAAUUUAGCACAGAAUUUUUAUGAGCAUAUGAUAAAAGAUUUAAUGAAUGAAUUUCUUAUGACAAUAAAGAUGAAAUAUAAUAAUAUGGAUAUAUUGUGUUAUAAUAUUGACAGUUAUAAUUUUGAGAACCACCAUAUGAAUAACACCCUAAAUAGUAAUAAUAAUAUGAAUAGUAAUAGUAAUAGUAAUAUGUGUGUGUGGUUAAGAGAUGAUGAUAUGUUUAAUACAUCUAAUAGUAUUUAUUUAUUAUCUAUAUUAAAAUAUUUAUUAAAUAAUAGAAAUAUAUGUAAUACAAAUAAUGUUUUAGAUAUAUUUUUAUUUUUACAUUUCUUAUUAUAUAAUGAAAAAAUAAUGAUACAUAAUUAUGCAUGUCUAUGUAUAAAUAGGAUAUUAAAUCAGACAUUAAAUGAGAAUAUUUAUAAGAUAUUAUUAGAUAGUAAUUUGAUACAAUCUAUAUUGAAAAGAUUAUUAUUUUUAUUAAAAUAUAAUGUAUAUAAUAAAAUAUUAAAUGAAUAUAUAUUAAUAACAAUAUUAAGAAUAUUUCUUAUAUUUACAUAUAAAAUAUCAGAUUUUUAUGUUAUGAUAUUAUUAAUUAUAGAUCAAAUUAUUAAAUUAAUAAUAAAUGAUUCACAUAAUCCUUUAUUUAAUCAUUAUUUAUUUGAAUUAUUAACAGUUAUUAUAUCAUUAAUAUAUAAAUCACAAGUACAACAACAUAUACAACAAAUAGAAGAUGUUAUUAUUACAACAUUUUCACAAAUACUACAAAUUUAUAUACAUGAUUUUAUUCCAUAUGUAUUUCAAAUUUUAUCUAUUAUUGUUGAUAAUACAAAUAAUAUACAAAAAAUACAUAUCAAAAUUUUAAAUCAUUUAUAUGAAAUAGAAUUAUGGAAAAGUACUAUUGGAAAUGUAAAUGGAAUUAUAUGUGUUCUAAAAAGUUAUUUUAAAAAAUAUAAUAUCUUUAAUGAUAUUAUCAAAACAAACAUGCAACAAUUAUUUAAUAUUUAUCAUUAUUGUUUAUCAAAUAAAAAAUUAUAUACAGACUCUUUUCAAAUUAUUCUUAGUAUAUUUACAUACUUACCUUUAAAUUCAUAUGAAUCUUUCUUAAAACCUUUAUUCGUCUUACUAUUCACUUUCUUACAGCAUUAUAAAAAUGAUAUAAUUAAAAUUAAAGUCGUUCAUUCGUUGUCUGUAUUUAUAUUAAAGUCGGACGUUUCGCUUUUUGUAGCAACACUGGACACAAUUCAGCAAGGCCUCAUUUUUAAUGUCCUCAAGAGCCUCUACCUACCCAUUCUCGAUAAACUAAUAAACGUAAACGAAAAAAUUAUCAUAUUCCUUGCACUCACAAAAUUAAUAAAUCACGAAAAAAUCAGAAACGAGCCCUUUGUUGUAGACAUUUUAAAUUCUUUAAACAAAAAUAUAACCAGUAAUGAAUUAGUUUUAAAAAAAAGUAAGAUACAACAUUUAGAUGUUGAAAAAGAUGAAAUGGAUCAAAAUUUUGAGGUGACAUAUGUGAAGUUACAAAUGAUCAAUAAUGAAAAUGUAAACGAGAUGGUACUAAAAAAUAUAAAUAUCAAUGAUGAACUCAAACAAAAUUUAUAUAACCAACACUUCAUGCAAAUAUGUCACAAUAAUGCUUUUAAUACAAUUCUUCAACUAUUUAAUAAUUAA
Plasmodium adleri (nom. inval.) is the source of this 3954-nucleotide messenger RNA. Its product is annotated as conserved Plasmodium protein, unknown function. NCBI's taxonomy places the organism in Eukaryota, Apicomplexa, Aconoidasida, Haemosporida, Plasmodiidae. Gene Ontology annotation, molecular function: small GTPase binding. The transcript has 3 exons. The record is from RefSeq and is a predicted model, not a curated record. The coding region runs from base 1 to 3954 and encodes 1317 amino acids.